AUGCGUUUCUUCACUACCGUUGCGACCUUUGGUCUUGCCGCCCUGGCUCUGGCUCAGGACAGCACCAGCGAGUCCGCCGCCAGCAGCGCCACCUCCGCCUCGGCCAGCUCUUCAGCCUCCCUGACCCCCGAGCAACGAUGUCUCGCUGACUGUUCCGAGACCGACAUCUGCUGCCAGGCCGCUUGCGUCAACGUGCCCUGCCCCAAUGAGCAGGCUGUCAACGAGACCACUGCCUGCGCUGGUGCCUGCACUCAGGGCAAUGGCACUGAGGAGGAGACUGCCGCAUAUGCCUCUUGCCAGGCUUCCUGCAUCUCUGCCUCCUUCUUCCCUGUCUCGACCGGUGCCUCUGGUUCCAACACUGCCUCUGGCUCCGAAGCCACUACCACCGGCUCCGAGACUGGCGUUGGCGGUUCUGAGGCAUCUGCUACGGGCUCCGAGUCUGAGUCGGGCACUGCCAGCGGUACCGGUUCUUCUGCCAGCUCUACUUCCAGCGACAGCGGUGCUAGCAUCCGCACUGCCGUUUCCGGCGCCGGUCUCUUCGGUCUCAUCAUCGCUGGCCUUGCUCUGUAA
This is a messenger RNA of Cyphellophora europaea CBS 101466, 570 nucleotides long. RefSeq lists its product as uncharacterized. The transcript has 3 exons. The record is from RefSeq and is a predicted model, not a curated record. NCBI's taxonomy places the organism in Eukaryota, Fungi, Ascomycota, Eurotiomycetes, Chaetothyriales, Cyphellophoraceae. Bases 1 to 570 code for a protein of 189 amino acids.